This is a messenger RNA of Sorex araneus (European shrew), 6112 nucleotides long. RefSeq names its product SET binding factor 1 (gene SBF1). NCBI's taxonomy places the organism in Eukaryota, Metazoa, Chordata, Mammalia, Eulipotyphla, Soricidae. The transcript has 42 exons. Bases 111 to 5807 code for a protein of 1898 amino acids. The record is from RefSeq and is a predicted model, not a curated record.
CGGGAGCCGGGGCCGCGGCGGGCCGGGGGGCGCGGGCCGGGCCGGGCGCCGGGCCAUGAGCGCGCCGCCCUCGGGUGCCCGAGCCGCCAGCCCGCCCCGCGCCGCUCGCCAUGGCGCGGCUCGCGGACUAUUUCGUGCUGGUGGCGUUCGGGCCGCAUCCGCGCGGGAGCGGGGAAGGCCAGGGCCAGAUCCUGCAGCGCUUCCCGGAGAAGGACUGGGAGGACAGUCCCUUUCCCCAGGGCGUCGAGCUGUUCUGCCAGCCCAGCGGAUGGCAGCUGUGCCCCGAGAAGAACCCUCCGACCUUCUUUGUGGCCGUCCUCACCGACAUCAACUCGGAGCGCCACUACUGCGCCUGCCUGACCUUCUGGGAGCCCGCGGAGCUCACGCCGGAAGCGGGGUGCCCCCCGGAUGCUGCUGAGAGGGAGGACGACGAGGGGGGCCCAGUACAGCCCUCGCCCGCGGUGCCUGGCCCGCCCAGCCAGCUGUUUGCCCCGAAGACGCUGGUGUUAGUGUCCCGGCUGGACCACACGGAGGUGUUCAGGAACAGCCUGGGCCUCAUCUACACCAUCCACGUGGAGGGCCUGAGCGUGGGUCUGGAGAACGUGGUGGGCAACCUGCUGACCUGCACCAUCCCCUUGGCGGGCGGCUCACAGCUGGAGUCUGUUGAGGACAGCGUGAGAACCAUCUCCCUGGGCGCCGGGGACCGCCAGGUCAUCCAGACACCCCUGGUCGACUCGCUGCCUGUCAGCCGCUGCAGUGUGGCCCUGCUCUUCCACCAGCUGGGCAUCACCAACGUGCUGUGUCUCUUCUGUGCCGCCCUCACGGAGCACAAGGUCCUCUUCCUGUCUCGGAGCUACCAGCGGCUGUCAGACGCCUGCCGGGGUCUGCUGGCCCUCCUGUUCCCACUCAGAUACAGCUUCACCUACGUCCCCAUCCUGCCGGCUCAGCUCCUGGAGGUCCUCAGCACGCCCACGCCCUUCAUCAUCGGUGUCAAUGCCGCCUUCCAGGCAGAGACCCAGGAGCUGCUGGAUGUGAUCGUGGCUGAUCUCGAUGGGGGGACAGUGACCGUCCCUGAGUGUGUGCACAUCCCACCGCUGCCGGAGCCGCUGCAGAGUCAGACCCACAGCGUGCUGAGCAUGGUCCUGGACCCUGAGCUGGAGCUGGCUGACCUGGCCUUCCCGCCACCCUCCACCACCACGUCCUCCCUGAAGAUGCAGGACAAGGAGCUGCGUGCUGUCUUCCUGCGGCUUUUCGCCCAGCUGCUCCAGGGCUACCGCUGGUGCCUGCACAUGGUGCGGAUCCACCCGGAGCCUGUCAUCCGCUUCCACAAGGCGGCCUUCCUGGGCCAGCGUGGGCUGCUGGAGGACGACUUCCUGAUGAAGGUGCUGGAGGGCAUGGCCUUCGCUGGGUUCGUCUCUGAGCGGGGGGUCCCCUACCGCCCCACAGACCUGUUUGACGAGCUGGUGGCCCACGAGGUGGCCCGGAUGCGGGCUGACGAGCAGCACCCACAGCGCGUCCUGCGCCACGUCAGGGAGCUGGCAGAGCAGCUCUACAAGAACGAGAACCCGUACCCGGCCGUGGCCAUGCACAAGGUGCAGAGGCCGGGUGAGGCCAGCCACCUGCGGCGCACGCCUCGGCCCUUCCCCCGCCUGGAUGAAGGCACUGUGCAGUGGAUCAUGGACCAGGCCGCGGCCAAGAUGCAGGGAGCACCCCCCGCCGUGAAGGCUGAGAAGAAGACCACUGUGCCCUCAGGGCCCCCCAUGACUGCCAUCCUGGAACGGGGCGGUGGACUCCAUGGCAACAGUGCACGCCGGCUGGAGGUGGUCCGCAACUGCAUUUCCUAUGUGUUCGAGGGGAAGAUUCUCGAGGCCAAGAAGCUGCUCCCCGCCGUGCUGCGAGCCCUGAAGGGGCGGGCGGCCCGCCGAUGCCUGGCCCAGGAGCUGCAUCUGCACGUGCAGCAGAACCGGGCCGUGCUGGACCACCAACAGUUCGACUUUGUGGUCCGCAUGAUGAACUGCUGCCUACAGGACUGUACCUCACUGGACGAACACGGCAUCGCGGCUUCCCUGCUGCCCCUGGUCACGGCCUUCUGUCGGAAGUUGAGUCCUGGCGUGACACAGUUUGCGUACAGCUGUGUGCAGGAGCAUGUCGUAUGGAGCACGCCGCAGUUCUGGGAGGCCAUGUUCUAUGGGGAUGUGCAGACCCACAUCCGGGCCCUCUACCUGGAGCCCACUGAGGACCAAGACUCCUCCCAGGUAGGAGAGGCACCGCGUGAGGACAGCCGUUCGGCCCUGGACGUGGCCUCCGAGCAACGGCGCCUGUGGCCGACCCUGAGCCGGGAGAAGCAGCAGGAGUUGGUGCAGAAGGAGGAGAGCACGGUCUUCAGCCAGGCCAUCCACUACGCCAACCGCAUGAGCUACCUGCUACUGCCCCUGGACAGCAGCAAGAGCCGGCUGCUGCGGGAGCGCGCGGGCCUGGGCGAGCUGGAGAGCGCCAGCAACAGUCUGGUCACCAACAGCAUGGCGGGCAGCGUGGCGGAGAGCUAUGACACGGAGAGUGGAUUCGAGGAUGCAGAGGCCUGUGAUGUGGCUGGCACGGUGGUGCGCUUCAUCAACCGCUUUGUGGACAAAGUCUGCACGGAGAGCGGGGUCACCAGCGACCACCUCAAGGGGCUGCAUGUCAUGGUGCCAGACAUUGUCCAGAUGCACAUCGAGACGCUGGAAGCCGUGCAACGCGAGAGCGAGCGGCUGCCAUCCAUCCCGAAGCCGAAGCUGCUGCGGCCGCGCCUGCUUCCCGGGGAGGAGUGUGUGCUGGACGGUCUGCGUGUCUGCCUGCUGCCCGAUGGGCGAGAACAGGCCACAGGGGGCAGUGGGGGUGGCCCUGCCUUGCUGCCUGCCGAGGGAGCUGUCUUCCUCACCACCUACCGGGUCAUCUUCACUGGGAUGCCCACCGACCCCCUGGUGGGGGAGCAGGUGGUGGUCCGCUCCUUCCCGGUGGCUGCGCUGACCAAGGAGAAGCGCAUCAAUGUCCAGACCUCCGUUGACUCGCUUCUGCCGGAUGGACUACAGCUGCGCUCAUGUACCUUCCAGCUGCUGAAGAUGGCCUUUGACGUGGAGGUGGGCCCCGAGAGCGCCGAGCUCUUCCGCAAACAGUUGCACAAACUGCGCUACCCCGCCGACGUGCGGGGCACCUUCGCGCUGACUCUGGGCUCUGCCCACACGCCCGGCCGGCCACCCCGCAUCGCCAAGGACAAGGGGCCAUCGCUCAGGACCCUGUCCCGGAACCUGGUGAAGAACGCUAAGAAGACCAUGGGGCGCCACUAUGUCACCCGCAAGAAGUAUAGCCCCCCGAGCUGGGAGCAGCGGGGCCAGCUGCCCCCAGAGGACCUCGAGGACGAGAUCUCAGUGUCAGAGGAGCUGGAGCCCAGCACGCUGACGCCGGCUUCGGCGCUCAAGCCCGCGGACCGCAUGACCAUGAGCAGCCUGGUGGAACGGGCAUGCUGCCGGGACUACCAGCGCCUGGGGCUGGGCACCCUCAGCAGCAGCCUGAGCCGUGCCAAGGCUGAGCCCUUCCGCAUCUCCCCGGUCAACCGCAUGUACGCCAUCUGCCGCAGCUACCCAGGGCUGUUGAUCGUGCCGCAGAGCGUCCAGGACAACGCCCUGCAACGUGUCUCCCGCUGCUACCGGCAGAACCGCUUCCCGGUGGUGUGCUGGCGCAGCGGGCGCUCCCGAGCCGUGCUGCUGCGCUCUGGUGGCCUGCACAGCAAGGGCAUGGUGGGGCUCUUCAAGGCCCAGAAUGCACCCUCCCCAGGACAGUCCCAGACUGACUCCAGCAGCUUGGAGCAAGAGAAGUACCUGCAGGCUGUGGUCAGCUCCAUGCCGCGCUUUGCCGACGCUUCCGGACGCAACACCCUCAGUGGCUUCUCCUCGGCCCACAUGGGCAGCCAUGUGCCCAGCCCCCGAGCCAGGGUCACCACGCUGUCCAACCCAAUGGCGGCCUCGGCCUCCAGACGGACUGCGCCCCGAGGCAAAUGGGGCAGUGUCCGGGCCAGUGGGCGCAGUGCUGGGCUCGGCGCAGAUGUGGGCUCACGGCUGGCAGGCAGGGACAUGCUGGCACCCCCACAGGUCAAUGGCGCCCCACCCGACCCUGGCUUCCUACGCCCCCAGCGUGCAGCCCUGUACAUCAUUGGGGACAAAGCACAGAUGAAGGGUGUGCGGCCGGACCCCCUGCAGCAAUGGGAGCUGGUGCCCAUUGAGGUGUUUGAGGCGCGGCAGGUGAAGACAAGCUUUAAGAAGCUGCUCAAGGCCUGUGUCCCUGGCUGCUGCCCCGGUACCGACACAAACCCGGCCUCCUUUCUGCGUGCGCUUGAGGACUCUGAGUGGCUGGUGCAGAUCCACAAGCUGCUGCAGGUGUCAGUGCUGGUGGUGGAGCUCUUGGAUUCAGGCUCAUCCGUGCUGGUGAGCCUAGAAGAUGGCUGGGACAUCACCACCCAGGUGGUGUCGCUGGUGCAGCUGCUCUCGGACCCCUUCUACCGUACCCUGGAGGGCUUCCGGCUGCUGGUGGAGAAGGAGUGGCUGUCCUUCGGCCACCGCUUUAGCCACCGUGGGGCUCACACCCUGGCUGGGCAGAGCAGUGGCUUCACACCCGUCUUCUUGCAGUUCCUGGACUGCGUGCACCAGGUCCACCUGCAGUUCCCCAUGGAGUUCGAGUUCAGCCUCUUCUACCUCAAGUUCCUUGGCUACCACCAUGUGUCCCGCCGCUUCCGGACUUUCCUGCUCGACUCGGACUACGAGCGAAUAGAACUGGGGCUGCUCUAUGAAGAGAAGGGGGAGCGCAGGACCCAGCAGGCGUACCGGUCCGUGUGGGAGUAUGUGGAGUGGCUGAGCAAGAGGAACCCUGUGUUCUACAACUACAUGUAUGCCCCUGAGGACACAGAGGUUCUGCGGCCCUACAGCAAUGUGUCCAACCUGAAGGUGUGGGACUUCUACACGGAGGAGACGCUGGCUGAGGGCCCCCCCUAUGACUGGGAGCUGGCACAGGGACCCCCAGAGCCCCCCGAGGAGGAGCGGCCAGAUGGAAGCGCGCCCCAGAGCAAGCGCCGUGUCGUGUGGCCCUGCUACGACAGCCGGCCCCGGGCCCAGCCUGAUGCCAUCUCUCGCCUGCUGGAGGAGCUGCAGAGACUGGAGACAGAGCUGGGCCGGCCUGCUGAGCGCUGGAAGGACACGUGGGACAGGGUGAAGGCCUCGCAGCGUCUCGAGGGCCGGCCUGAAGGCCGUGGCACCCCCAGUUCUCUGCUCGUGUCCAGCGUGCCCCACCACCGCCGCUCGCUGGGCGUGUACCUGCAGGAGGGACCAGUGGGUUCUACCUUGAGCCUCAGUCUGGACAGUGACCAGAGCAGUGGCUCCACGGCCUCCGGCUCCCGCCAAGCAGCCCGCCGCAGCACCAGCACCUUGUACAGCCAGUUCCAGACAGCUGAGAGUGAGAACAGGUCCUACGAGGGCACCCUCUACAAGAAGGGGGCCUUCAUGAAGCCCUGGAAGGCUCGCUGGUUCGUGCUGGAUAAAACCAAGCACCAGCUGCGCUACUAUGACCAUCGCGUGGACACUGACUGCAAAGGCAUCAUCGACCUGGGCGAGGUGGAGGCUGUGUUGCCAGGCACACCCACCAUGGGCGCCCCCAAGACCGUGGACGAGAAGGCCUUCUUUGAUGUGAAGACGAUGCGCCGCGUUUACAACUUCUGUGCCCAGGACGUGCUGACAGCCCAGCAGUGGGUGGACCAGAUCCAGGGCUGCCUGUCUGAUGCCUGAGCACCUUGCUGUGUUGUCGGUCUAGACCACUAGGGGUGGGCAGGGCCCCCCGGCCAUGUUUACAGACCCCCUCGACAGUAUUGAGGCCCCCCCGCCCCCAAAUGUGUGUACAGCCCCCUGCCCUCCCCACCUGCUGGCUCUAACCUACUUUGGAGUCAUGGCUGAGGGCUGGCCACGGUACAGCCCUCGUGGUGGGUCUGUAAAUAGUCCACUUCUGCCUGCCCGUCCACACGCUGGCCCUGGCCGGCCGGCCCCAGGCCCCGCUCCUAGAACCAGAGUCUAUAAAGAGAAGGAAUCGUGCUGCA